UUAACUGUUGCGGGUUGGUUGAGACAUACAAGCCCAUCUUGAUCGCAAAGUGUUGAGGAGCUAAACCUAGUGCAAAAUGAAAUCCAUGCUCAUUUUCGGCCUUGUGGCGAUGUGCGUGCUGGUGGCCAGCGCCAGCGAGGAGGCGCCCAAGAAGCCAGUGGAGACCCCAGCCGAGCCCGCCGAGAAGAAGCAGGAGAAGCGCGGCAUUGGCCAUGGUCUGGGCUACGGCUACGGACCGUCGGCGGGAGGCGCCAUCCUGGGAUCGGGCAUCGGAAUCGGAGUUCCAGUGGCCCCCGCUGUCGCUGAGCUGCCCACCCAGGUGCACACCAACACCGUGGUGAGGACCGUGCAGGUGCCCUACCAGGUGGAGCGUCAUGUGCCCUACCCCGUCGAGAAGACCGUCACCUAUCCCGUCAAGGUGCCCGUGCCCCAGCCCUACCCCGUCGAGAAGAUCGUCCAUGUGCCCGUCAAGGAGAUCGUCAAGGUGCCCGUCGAAGUGCCCCAGCCCUACCCCGUCGAGAAGGUCAUCCGUGUGCCCGUGAAGAUCCCCGUCGACCGUCCCUACACCGUUCACGUGGACAAGCCAUACCCCGUGCCCGUGGAGAAGCCCGUGCCAUACACCGUUGAGAAGCGCGUCAUCCACAAGGUGCCCGUCCAUGUGGAGCGCCCCGUGCCCUACAAGGUGGCCGUGCCCGUGCCCGUCCAUGUUGAGAGCCACGUGAAGCCCGCCGUGGCCGUCACCCACACCGUUGCCGCUGCUCCGGCCAUCAUCAGCCACGGCUACUCCGGCCACGGCAUCUCCUCGUACGGCGGACACGGAAUCUCCUCGUACGGCGCCUCCGGACACGGCAUCUCCUCCUACGGCAGCUCCGGACACGGUGGCUACCUCCACAAAAAGUAGAUCAAAUCGCUAUGCUGUCGAGGGCCAAAUGAGAUGUGAAAUCAGGUGAAGGCGAGCGAACCAACAAGUCGAAAGAAAGUAUCCAAAUGACAUUAAGAAUCAACAAGAAUCAACUCCCGCCCCCGCCCCUUUUUCCCAUGCCCCAGCAACCGCCAACGUACGACUUACAAAUUUAGUUUUAGUUUGUGAUACCAACCGAAAUUCUAGGAGGAUCCGAAGCUGAAGAGAAAAUCACACAUCUGACGCCAUCCCAUAUAUAGAAAGCUUGCCAAAACCCAUCUCUGGGCGGCGUUCAGAAAGUGCCUGUCUCCUCGGCUUCCGAUUCCGAUUCCCUCGAGUGUACAGUUCUUUUGUAGACAAUCACAGAGAAAUAACUGCUGACGAGUUGCUCCUUCGACUUUUUCAUGUAAAUUUCUUUUCUAUGAAAUGUUUGUACAUAUUUAAAUAAUGUAAAUAAAACGAAAAUUAAAAAAAAAAAA
Molecule: messenger RNA, 1380 nt
Organism: Drosophila takahashii
Lineage: Eukaryota; Metazoa; Arthropoda; Insecta; Diptera; Drosophilidae
Gene: Vajk2
Product: Vajk2
Source: RefSeq, a predicted model, not a curated record